This is a messenger RNA of Crotalus tigris (Tiger rattlesnake), 929 nucleotides long. It is a transcript of the gene PTTG1, whose product is annotated as PTTG1 regulator of sister chromatid separation, securin. The record is from RefSeq and is a predicted model, not a curated record. Bases 268 to 843 code for a protein of 191 amino acids. Gene Ontology annotation, cellular component: nucleus; cytoplasm. Gene Ontology annotation, biological process: chromosome organization. The transcript is spliced from 7 exons. NCBI's taxonomy places the organism in Eukaryota, Metazoa, Chordata, Lepidosauria, Squamata, Viperidae.
CCGCAUCCUAUUUUAAAAACGCUCCGCUUUCUCCAACGACGUUCCAUUCCCGGACUUUAGCUUUCAGUAACCCUCUUUUGCGGACGGGCAGCAUACAGUUAUUUUGGCAACGAUUUUAAAGUGGGUUGUAUUGCCUUCCUCCGGGACUUUCUCGACCAGUGUAGCCGACAGUCGUGGUAUCCCUGGGGUGGCAGUCUCCCAUCCAAGUCUUAGCCACGACCAACCCUGCUUGCCUUCCCAACCCAGGGAUCAUUUGAUGCCAUAGGAAUGGCAACACAUAUCUUCAUAGACAAAGAGAAUGGAGAAACUAGCACGGCUACUGCUCCUAAGGACCGACUAAAACAGCUAUUGGCACCUUCAAAGGUUUUUGUUGAAAGGUCUCAUCCUAAAACCCCUCUUGUUGGAAGGACAGCUAAUGUGAAUCUAAAAGAAUCUCAAUCAGUCAGGAAGGCUCUAGGAAGUCUGAACAGACCUCUAGCAACAACAAAGAAUCAGUUCCCUAAAGGAAAAAAGCUCUUGUCAAAAAAGGCAAAUGAAAAUACAAGCAGAACUGAAGACAACAACAUGGUUCCUGAAGAAUAUCCAGAGAAGGAGAAUCUUUUUUCUUAUAAUCCACUAGAUUUUGAGAGUUUUGAUGUUCCUGAAGAGCACCGGCUGAGCCAUAUGUCUUUGACUGGAGUUCCUCUUAUGACAUUUGACAGUGCGCCUGAUAGAUUUGCAAGCAGCAUCCCUCUGCCUGCAAAACAACCUUUAAUUUCAUGGGACUAUGAUUAUCUGCAGUCAACUAAAGAUUUUCUGGCUACUCUGGAUGAAAUAGUAAUUGAUCUUCCCCCUCCCUUGUAAGAAGUAAACAAGCUGUAUUUUAAAGUUGUAUUAUGAAUAAUGUUGUAACUCAUUUCAAUGACAUAAUAAAGAACUUGUAAUUGUAA